AUGUAUAAAUUGCUGGAAGAACCCCCGCCGGCCUCCCCAGAAUUCCAACCUAUUUUGUUCGAGAGAAAUUAAAAACCCUAGAGGCUAGAGAAGAGAGCAGAGACCCAUGGAUCCCCAGCAGCCAGCAGAGCCAGUGUACUACAUUUGUGGAGAUUGCGGCAUGGAGAUCCCUUUGAAGCCAAACGAUGUGAUACAGUGCCGCGAGUGCGGUUACCGCAUCUUAUACAAGAAGCGCACUCGUCGCAUUGUUCAGUAUGAGGCACGCUGAAGAAACCCUGCAGAGGAUGGGCAUUGCAAAACCGAAUAAGGGCAAGUGUCGUGGUUUAGCAACGUAAUCUUUUUCUGCUUUGGUCUGUUUGUGCCAAUUGGAACUAUAUAGUCUGAUAAUCUCUUGAACUGGUUUCUCAAUGUAAUGGGUGCUCGUGUGUAAUCUGUAAUCAUUUAGGACUGACUGAUUAUGUAAUGGUAAUAUAGUCUAUGAAAUAUGCAUUGGCCACCUUGGGAUGAUAA
Rosa rugosa (rugosa rose) is the source of this 510-nucleotide messenger RNA. RefSeq names its product DNA-directed RNA polymerases II, IV and V subunit 12. Bases 107 to 268 code for a protein of 53 amino acids. Lineage: Eukaryota; Viridiplantae; Streptophyta; Magnoliopsida; Rosales; Rosaceae. Gene Ontology annotation, biological process: DNA-templated transcription. Gene Ontology annotation, cellular component: RNA polymerase I complex; RNA polymerase III complex; RNA polymerase II, core complex. Gene Ontology annotation, molecular function: DNA-directed RNA polymerase activity; DNA binding; zinc ion binding. The record is from RefSeq and is a predicted model, not a curated record. The transcript has 3 exons.